Messenger RNA from Hydra vulgaris (swiftwater hydra), 1110 nucleotides. RefSeq lists its product as uncharacterized. The record is from RefSeq and is a predicted model, not a curated record. Lineage: Eukaryota; Metazoa; Cnidaria; Hydrozoa; Anthoathecata; Hydridae.
AGUGAAAGUAGAGGAUAAUAAAAACAUGCAUCGCAUCUUCUUUUUGUCUCAUUUUGCCCCAUAUUACCCUACUUUUGGAUCAUUUUCGCUAAACUUGGUUCCUGCUUGACGACGCUAGAUUACUGAGCUCAUUUUACAAAUUCUUGAUUUAUUUUUGAUAAUAAAAGGAAUGAAGGCCAUUUUCUAUCAAUAUUCAACACUUAGUGAAUAAAUAUGAAAAUAUUUUCUCAAGUACUCAGCUUAUAACCAAUUGUGCAUGAAAAAUGGAAAUUGAAAACUUUAAUAAUGAUUACUCAGCAAGCAAUUUUGUGCAAUAUAUUCCUGGUGGAAUUAAAACUAAACUUAUAAUAUCAGUUCCACAUGGUGGAGAAAUGCGCCCCGAAUUCAUCACUGAUCGAGAUAAAAGCACAUUUUGCAAAAGUAAUGGAGGUUUAUACAAUGCAGUUUGUGAACCUGAUCAAUUUACUAAAGAGUUAGUAUUUUUACUGCACGAAGAGCUUAUUAAAAACUCUUCUUUGGAGGAAGCACCACAUAUUGUUAUUGCUGAAGUUCAUCGUUCAAAGGUUGAUUUAAAUCGAGAAGUGAAUGAAGCAACGAUGCAUGAUCCAGAAGCUCAAUCUAUUUAUUCUUGUUACCAUCAAUUGUUAAGCAACGCAAAAAAGAUUGUGAAACAUGGUCUUUUUAUUGAUAUCCACGGUCAGAGUCAUCCCGAACAAUGGGUUGAGCUGGGAUAUCUUUUAUCUAAAAGUUGCAUUAAUUCUCAAAAUAUUAAUGACGAUAAUUCGUCGAUUAGAAAUCUCGCAAAACACAGCAGUUUUUCAUUUUUUGAUUUAGUUUGUGGAGAAGGAAGCCUGGGGAAGUUUCUCAAUGAUGAAGGCAUCAAAUCAGUUCCUUCACCCGCAAAUCCGAUAAUCAAUGGAAAUUACUUUAAUGGAGGCUACAAUACGUUGUUCUACGGAAGUAAAUUCAGCGGAGAGAUAGAUGCAAUACAAAUUGAAUCACCUAAUAAUCUUAGAUCUGCUGAAAAUCGAACAUUGUAUGCAGGCGCAUUAGCUAGGGCGCUAGUCAAAUACAUUAAUUUGCAUUAUAAAGAAAGCACUAGCGGUUAAA